UUUCUCUUUCUCUCUGUUUCAAGAUGUUGAUAAUCAUCUGGGCGAUUAUCUACUCACCAUCGAUUGAUUAAUUAUCGUUUUUAUGGCUAAAUUGAUUCUCUUGUUUUCUAAUUGGAAUCAAACAAAAAGCAGUAAAUAUGAGGAGGAGCUCGAUCAUUAAAUUGGUGUCCAAUCAGUUUUAUCGUACAAUCAUUGUGAGAACCAUGAAUUCAGGAAAUAUUCCUUUGGCCGUUGCUGAUCCCGAGAUGUGGCAGUUGAUCAGGAAAGAGAAGGAGAGACAAAAAAGAGGCCUAGAGUUAAUUGCAUCUGAGAAUUUUGCUUCUUUGGCCUGUCUUGAAGCUCUUGGUUCUUGUUUGAAUAACAAAUAUUCAGAAGGAUAUCCUGGUAAACGAUAUUAUGGUGGAACUGAAGUUAUCGAUGAGAUUGAACUUCUCUGCCAAAAACGUGCUCUUGAAGCCUACAAGUUGGACCCAAGCAAAUGGGGAGUCAAUGUUCAACCUCUUUCUGGUUCUCCGGCCAAUUUUGCCACUUACAAUGCUCUCUUGAAGCCUCAUGACCGGAUCAUGGGCCUUGAGCUCACUGAAGGUGGACAUCUCACCCACGGCUACAUGAAUGACCAAAAAAGAGUAUCGGCAACAUCCAUUUUCUUUGAAUCGAUGCCCUACAAAUUGGACCCUGCAACAGGUCUCAUUGAUUACGAAAAAUUGGCAGAAACUGCGAAACUUUUCCGUCCAAAGUUGAUUAUCGCAGGAACAUCGGCCUAUUCUCGUUUACUAGAUUAUGCCAGAUUCCGUGUCAUCUGUGAUAGUGUCGGUGCGAUCCUUUUAGCCGACAUGGCGCAUAUCAGUGGACUGGUUGCUUCUGGUGUUAUCCCAUCGCCUUUUGAUCAUUGUGACGUUGUUACAACAACAACUCACAAAACACUUCGAGGUGUCCGAUCAGGAUUAAUUUUCUUCCGUAAACAAAUCAAUGAACAAGGAAAGGACGUUCUUGAUUAUGAAUCAAGAAUCAACUCUUCUGUAUUUCCGUCUCUUCAGGGUGGACCACAUAAUCAUGCAAUCGCUGGUGUAGCUGUCGCUUUGAAAGAGGCCACAUCAAAUGAAUUCCGAGCUUAUUGUGAACAAGUCUUGAAAAACGCCAAAGCUUUUGCCGAUGCGUUAGUGGCCAAGGGAUAUUCAUUGGUCUCUGGUGGAACCGAUAAUCAUCUUUUACUAUUGAAUUUACGAGAUAAAGGACUUGACGGUGCAAGAUUAGAGGCUCUUCUCAACCAUUGUGACAUAAUUGGUAAUAAAAACACUUGUCCUGGUGACAAAUCCGCUCUAUUCCCUGGUGGAAUCCGACUUGGUGCUCCCGCUUUGACUACUCGAAACUUUGUGGAAUCAGAUUUUACCAAAGUGGCCGAUUUUAUCGAUGAAGGUGUUCAGUUGUCUCUCAAAGUUAAAGCUUCAUGUGGUAAAACUGUCAAUGAUUUCAAGAAAUUCAUCACCACCGACGAGGAAACAAUUAAGCAAAUCGCUGACAUUAGAAGACGUGUAAACGAGUGGGCAAGCACAUUCCCAAUGCCUGGUUACGAUGAUCAUUAAUUGUUCACAAUUAACCUAUCAAAUAAGAGGCAUCAUAACAAUCAUCAUCUAAAGGGAUCGGAAAAAUUUACAGAAUUGAGGUUAACCAGAGAAAGUUUUUCACUAAUUAGUGCCAUUUAACUAACUAAUAUUUUAUUGAGCUUAUCACCAGUCAUACAAAAAUAUUAACAAUUAAACGAUGACAAAUUAUCAACUUUAAAUUGAUAAUAAUUUUGUUGAUUGUUAAAAAAAACCCUGAUUAGUUUGAUGCAAAAACAUUCAAGUAUUUUGACACUUUUCAUACAAACAAUUAAAAAAAUGAUUCAGUUAA
This is a messenger RNA of Panonychus citri (citrus red mite), 1893 nucleotides long. It is a transcript of the gene Shmt, whose product is annotated as serine hydroxymethyltransferase, mitochondrial-like. Gene Ontology annotation, cellular component: cytosol; mitochondrial inner membrane; nucleus. The coding region runs from base 138 to 1583 and encodes 481 amino acids. Gene Ontology annotation, biological process: folic acid metabolic process; regulation of oxidative phosphorylation; protein homotetramerization. NCBI's taxonomy places the organism in Eukaryota, Metazoa, Arthropoda, Arachnida, Trombidiformes, Tetranychidae. Gene Ontology annotation, molecular function: mRNA regulatory element binding translation repressor activity; glycine hydroxymethyltransferase activity; cobalt ion binding. The record is from RefSeq and is a predicted model, not a curated record. The transcript has 5 exons.